Molecule: messenger RNA, 3091 nt
Organism: Solea senegalensis (Senegalese sole)
Lineage: Eukaryota; Metazoa; Chordata; Actinopteri; Pleuronectiformes; Soleidae
Gene: abch1
Product: ATP-binding cassette, sub-family H, member 1
Exons: 18
Coding region: 1-1836 (611 amino acids)
Biological process (GO): transmembrane transport
Cellular component (GO): ATP-binding cassette (ABC) transporter complex; membrane
Molecular function (GO): ATP hydrolysis activity; ATP binding; ABC-type transporter activity
Source: RefSeq, a predicted model, not a curated record
AUGAAUGGGUGGAUGGAUGAGGGUCCACAUAAGACAAAAGUUGUGGAUCUGGCGUUGUACAACGAGUUCACCAUCAGCGACACUCUGUCCUUUUUUGGCCGAAUCCACGGCUUGACCUCGAAGGAAACCCAGGCACGUAUGGACUUCCUCAUCGACUUCCUCGAUCUACCUCAAAAGACCAGUCUGGUCCGAAACCUGAGCGGCGGUCAGAAGCGCAGGGUGUCUCUCGGCGCUGCUCUGCUGCAGAAUCCAGAGCUGCUCAUCUUGGACGAGCCCACGGUCGGCGUAGACCCUGUGCUCAGGGCUAAAAUCUGGCAGCAUCUGGUGGAGAUUGUGAAGACGGGUAAAGUGUCCGUCAUCAUUACCACGCACUACAUAGAGGAGGCCCGGCAAGCCAAUGUGGUCGGCCUCAUGCGGAACGGCCACUUGCUGGCUGAAGGACCUCCAGAUGAAGUCAUGAAGAUGCACAGUGCUACAACCCUGGAGCACGCCUUCCUUCAGCUGUGUGAGAAUUUGGAUCAGGUCAGCUCGAAACGAGACUCCACUUCACAGGAAGCGUUAGAGAAAAGCCAGUCAUUCGAGAGCGGGCGCGACGAGAGUCGACCCAUUCUCGCGAUUGGACCGGGAGCCGCGGAGGAAGUUCCGAAAUAUUCAGCUGACUGGAAGGUAAGAGCCAAACACGUGAUGCCAAAGUGGAGAAACAUCGCUGCCCUGAUGAUCAAAACGCUGGUGCGGAUGAAGAGGAUGCCGGGCUCACUGUGUUUCCAGUUCCUGCUGCCCGUCAUCCAGGUCUCUCUGAUCUGUUUGUGUGUCGGAGGAGAUCCAAAGGGGAUCCAGGUCGCAGUCGUGAACAACGAGACCUCUUCCUCGUCUUACAGCCAAAGCCUGCUCUCCUUCCUGGACAACUCCAGUGUGGAACAGGUGCCCCUGUCUCAUUCCGAGGCCUUUGAUGGGAUCUAUAACGGAGAGUACUGGGGCAUCAUUGGCUUUGGCAAGAACUUUACCAGCUACCUGACAAAAAGGAUGCUCCAGCGGCAUGUUUCUGAAGAAGUGGUGGAUGGAGGAUCAGUGCACGUCUGGCUGGACCACACAAAUCGACAAAUUUCCAUAAUGCUGCAAAAGAAGCUUCAUGAUGCUUUUCAGGCCUUUGUGGAGAAUAAGUUGGGCAGUAUGUCAUACCUGGCCUCCCUGCCAAUAAAGUUUGAGGAGCCCAUCUAUGGCAGCCAGAACACAGACUUCACUCGGUUUGUGACUCCUGGAGCUGUUCUCAGUAUCACCUUCUACCUGGCUGUGGGUCUGACUGCUCUCUCCUUUGUUUUGGAGAGGAAGGAGGGGCUUUUGGACAGAUGCUGGGUUGCAGGCGUGAGCUCUUUGGAGACGAUGCUGGCUCACCUCUUCUCACAGUUGUUCGUCAUCAGCGUCCAGAUCAUCAUGCUGCUCCUCUUCAUCCUGCUCGUCUUCAAGAUGCCUAAUGAAGGCUCAUUGGUGCUGGUGAUAAUUCUGAUUGUGCUGCAAGGCAUCACCGGCAUUUCAUUCGGCCUCGUCAUCUCUGCUGCAAUUGAUGACGAGCAGAGCGCCAACCAGACCGCACUGGGCAUCUUCUACCCGAACCUCAUCAUCAGCGGUAUCAUCUGGCCUGUGGAGUGUAUCCCGUAUCCUCUCCGCUACGUCAGCCUGGCUCUUCCUCAGACUUAUGCCUCUGAGGCCCUUCGCUGUAUAAUGUACAGAGGUUGGGGUCUGUCCCGGAUGAUGGUGUGGCGAGGCUUCGCUGUCACCCUCGGAUGGAACACUUUUUUCCUCAUCCUGGCCACCGUCAUCUUAAAGCUGAGGACAUGAUAGCUUCACACCAAGGAACAUCCUUUAUGUGCGUGGACAGAGGCGUCAGCUGACGCUCAGGAGACACAGACACACAUACACACACACACACACACUCACUCACACGCUCACCCGGGCCUCCUGUCUGUGGAUGCACCGAGGCAGGAGAGAGCAGGAGGAGGGGAGGAGGGCGCCAGUCUCCCCUAAUCCAGAUUAUCUGUCUCGCACGCAAACACACACGUGGUCCUCAGUCAGUUGCCUGAUCCUGCAACAGUUGCUUUGGCCUGUUCAAGUGUGGGUGAAAUUUCAAAUCAAGCUAUACAGUAUAAGUUAAAGUAAAAGUACACACUAUGCACAUGCCCAACGUCAGUAUUUGCUCAACCGCAAAUGUUUCACCAGGGCCGUGUCUAAUCUUAUAGUUUAUUGUGCUUCUACAGCUUGUUGAAACUUUUCACCUCCAGAAUGGUCCAUGCACCAACUCAGGGUCCUGUUUUUGUGUCCGUUUGCCAUAAAUCUUAAUGCUAAUAGAUUCUGCUGUGAUACGCGUUAUAUAACAUGAGGUGAGGCCUAAAGCAGUCAAUGGUGAAGAAACACAGAGGAAAUGUUUAAUAUAUUCUAGGUUUUUUUGAAAUGCUUAUCAGACAGUUAAAAUACAUAGAGAAAAGUAUGUUAAUGUCAUGUGUAAAGGCCAGAAAAGUCGUAGCACAAGAAAAUAUGAAGUCUUAUUUUUGUGGUUGCUCCACAAGCAGAAGAGUAGAUUGCUGUUGUUGCAAUAUUAUUAUAUUGUGGGAACCCAGAAUUGGCUAUAAAAAGGUAGUAUCUUUGCAUCGUCCAGGAAAUUCUCAGCCGUUCAUGGCUUCCCACAACAACGAUAUUUCCUCUAGUGUCUCGCUUGUUGUAUCUGUGCUCAGUUUUGUGUUCUUAUCUGCAGGAAGUGGUAACCAUCUCGUCUGAGAGUUACCAGGUGCUAAAAAAAACUAAAAAAAAACUGUGGACAUCAUUGUUGCUAGCUCAAAUUGAUUGCUUUUGUCUUUAGCUUGUUUUGUGCCUACAUUUGCUGUGGGACUGAAGAGGAGGGGUGGAUGUUGGUGGAGGGAAAGUAUUAGUAUUGCAAAAAUAUUCAGUAUAUGUAUAUUAUUUUUGGAUUAUCCUCUACUUUGCGGGACAGAGUGGAGUGGAAUUGAGUGAAUUGAUUUUUAUCCCCCCCUCACAUAGGUCAUAAUGUGCCAUGUUUUUUUUAAAUGUCUGCAUCCAUGCAAAUGUAUUUGUUUAUAUU